AACUAUCUUAGCUGCGCUGAGAAGAACUUUUUACCAAGUACUGCAUUUUAAAGGGGAAUUUAAAAUCACAAAGUGCAAAUAUCAUGGUGAAAAGUAACCAUCACCACUCUUUGCUUUUCAUGCUUCCUCUCAUCUUCCUCCUACAAGGAGCGGCCGUCGUCGUUUCAUCUGGUCUCGGAGCAGACGACGGAGAAGUGCUCAGUGGGACCACGCCGCCAUCCCCGCCCGCUCGCUUCCCCGCUUCUCCAUUUCAUCCCGGCCUCCUCAAUGUCGUCAUCUCUCCGGAUCACUCACCGCUUACUGCCCAUUCUGUGGCUCUGCCACCCUCUGCAGCGGCCGUUUCAACACGGCGGCUAUCCCAAAGCAAAACAGACAGCAAUAGAAAAAGGAAACUGAGUAAGAAAAUGAAGUCUAAAAAGAAGACCAAGAAAAUUCGUAAAAUUAUAAUUAUAAUUACUGUACUCGUCAUUAUAGCCGUUAUAAUUGCAGCCGUCAUUAUAGCCGUUAUAUAUUUGAAGAAGCGAAAGGAGAGUGUGGAUGCACUUCCCACUUCAAUUGCCUAAAUGCACGUGCAUUUAAUGACAAUAAUAUCGUGCAGCUCUUUUAUUAUAUUGUGUUUAAUUUAAUUAAGUUAUCC
Cuscuta epithymum is the source of this 637-nucleotide messenger RNA. Lineage: Eukaryota; Viridiplantae; Streptophyta; Magnoliopsida; Solanales; Convolvulaceae. The record is from the annotation of a GenBank genome assembly.